GUCUGACGUCUGUUCAAUCACACGCAGAUAGCGGCAGGUUGUGCGGCCCUCAUUAGUCUCCUCCACCAGCCGUCCGCCAUCGAUGUCGUUCGUCUUCACAGCGAUGACGAAUACGCGCAAUGCAGCGAAGGGGAAAAGGGGGAGGGAGUCUAAUCAGGGCGAAACUGCUACCGCCGUAAAGCGGGGGAGGCAUCAGGUGAAGAAGGCGAAGGCAUCAGGCGGCGGCGCCCUGGUAAUUGGCAGGGCCGCGCGGGAAGAGUGGAUCACGGAGGGCAGCAACGACGAGAACGACGAUUUCGAAUCGGAGGCGGACACGUUUCAUGGCGUCAAAGGGAGCUCGCGCGAACAAACCGCCACGCGAAUGAUCAGCGGAGAUGAAGGGGGGAAAGGCGGCAUUGAAGGGGGAGGCUUGAACGUCACGCGUGGUGACAACGACGCAGGGGGCGACGUGGCAGCCUCUGGUGGUGGAAGAGACGAUCAGGGCCGCCAAUUGACGCCUACGACGCGCAACCCCGCGACGCCAGCAGCGGGACAGGCGAGAAGGGAGGAGGGGGCGGCGGUAACUGCAGCAAGCAGGCCCCAGCCCCCCGCGUGCAGAGGGGCGAAGGAUGUCGCGGCGGAGGGUGCCAUUGCGGGCACGUCGACGGGGGGAGCGGGAGGAGGCGGGGGCGACGGUCGUGAUGGUGAUGAUGACGACGAUCCGCUCAUCAACAGGCAGAGGCGAACGGGAGGCGUGGCGGCUCUGGAGACGAACGCAUGGCUGUGGGUCGACGAUCAUCGUUUCUGGAACGAGACGGAGGGGCAUGGGCUGGUGAAGAUGAUACAGGAAACUCGCUUGCACCUCCUGGCCAUCGCGAAGGGUGUGAAGCCGCCGGAGAUCAGAAAAAGCAUCGUGCUGCCUAACUCCAUGAUCCCUCUGCAGAAGAUGGAAGACGAGUCCGAGCUGCAGGCCGCCAAGGAGAGGGUUGGGAGGGUGCAGACGAUAGCGUUGCGCAUCAUCCACGGGUGGCUCUUCAAGUCCCCCAAUCGCGCAUGCGGUUAUCACUGCGCGUACGGGUAUGUGCUCAACCACGUGCCCACAGACCUGGGCCGCGCCAUGUGGUUGGGAGAGGACUCGCGUGUUUGCGUCAGUCCUGCUGUCGUCCACAACACUUUGGAGGCUCGUAUGAAGCUCCCCAUAUGGUACGUUGGUGGCAUCAUACACGACAGGCACGAGGACGACGAGAUGGCGUCGUAUCAGGAGUCAACAAUGCAGCGUCUUGUUGGAGCUUUCACUAAUGUUGUUGACGUGGGGGAGGGGGUGGACGGCGGGCGGAUUUCGUAUGAGAGGUUGAGGAACGUCGCGGACUGCAUGCGCCUUUUGCUGUCUGCCGCCAUGUGGAUCAUGCGGAUGGCGGGUGAUAGUCUGCGCUCUCACUACGAGGCCUCCCAUCUGAUGGAGGUAGUCGCGAAACCGACACUCAUUGCGUCGCUUCAUCGCUCGUUCCACGCGCGGUGCCAUGUUCUGCAGUGCGUGAACGCCGUGACGAAGAAAAUGGGAAAGCCCCCAAUGACGUUGGUGGACUCUCCUUUGUACAUCCCCGACUGGGUUUCGUGAGACUGGAUUGGAUGGGCACCGGACCACCCGAGAUUGACGACGAAGGGGAGGAGAAGGCAGACGAGGGGGAGGCGUGAACGCUGGUCGCGGACUGCAUGCGGCGACGGCGGUGAUGCGGAUGAUGGUGAUGAUGAUGGCGACGUCCCCAUAUGGUACGUUGGUGGCAUCAUACACGACAGGCACGAGGACGACGAGAUGGCGUCGUAUCAGGAGUCCACAACGCAGCGUCUCGUCGGAGCUUUCACUAAUGCUGUUGACGUGGGGGAGGGGGUGGACGGCGGGCGGAUUUCGUAUGAGAGGUUGAGGAACAUCGCGGACUGCAUGCACCUUUUGUUGUCUGCGGCCAUGUGGAUCAUGCGGAUGGCGGGUGAUAAUCUGUGCUCUCACUACGAGGCCUCCCAUCUGAUGGAGGUAGUCGCGAAACCGACACUCAUUGCGUCGCUUCAUCGCUCGUUCGACGCGCGGCGCCAUGUUCUGCAGUGCGUGAACGCCGUGACGGAGAAAAUGGGAAAGCCCCCAAUGACGUUGGUGGACUCUCCUUUGUACAUCCCCGACUGGGUCUCGUGCGGGACUGCAUGCGGCGACGACGGUGAUGCGGAUGAUGGUGAUGAUGAUGGUGACGAUGAUGAUGAUGGUGACGAUGAUGACGAACGCGGCGACGUUCAGACCAACAAUGCUGAUGAUGAAGACGGCGCCAACGAUGAUGAUGAUGGUGCUGACGACGACGACGACGAUGACGACGAUAACGAAGAUGGUGAUGAUGAUGAAGACGACGACGACGAUGAUGAUGAUGAUGAUGAUGAUGAUGAUGAUGAUGAUGAUGAUGAUGAUGAUGAUGAUGAUGAUGAUGAUGAUGAUGACAAAGACGACGACGACGAUGAUGACGACGGCGAUGAUGAUGAUGAUGAGGAUGAUGACGAGGAUGAUGAUGAUGAUGAUAAUGAUGAUAACAAUGAUGAUGAUGAUGAUGAUGAUGAUGAUGAUGAUGAUGAUGAUGAUGAUGAUGAUGGCGACAUUGAUGAUGAUGUCGAUGAUGAUGAUGCCGAUGAUGAUGAUGAUGGUGAAGAUGAUGAUGAUGAAGAUGAUGAUGCUGAUGAUGAUGAUGAUGAUGACGCAGACGGUCGUGUUUGGUGGUCGUCUACUGUGAGGACCGGUGCUCAUACACGUCGUCGCCAGAUCUCGCGGGCGUUCCGCAACCCAGUGCAGUGUAACUUUUUUUAGUGGACCACCGUUUUUGGCACGCCGCUGGUGCGGCGUUGAAAAUCUUUUUGAUGUUUAUGUACAGUGUCGUGUGCUUUAUAAUUUGGAAACGUGCUGUUCUACUUUCCUUCUCUUCAGCCCGGUUCGACACUUCCUUUCUUUUGUGUUGGCAUGCUUCCCAAACGCAAACCGAUCGAUCCUUCCCUUCCUUUGUAUAUUGUUUAUUUUAUUUCUAUUUGUUUUUUGUUUAUUUUAUUUGGAGGUUUUUUUUUUUUUUUAUGCUUCAGUUGUUUUCGGAAUUGUUUGUGAACAUAAAUCUGCGACGACCAUUGAUCAUUGUCGUUUGCAUAUCGUUGUAUUUUAUCACAACACACACUCAUACACCAAACAUUGGCAACCCUAGGACGAAGAGGCAGACGAAUGAAGGCAGACACAAAAC
This is a messenger RNA of Chara braunii, 3236 nucleotides long. The record is from the annotation of a GenBank genome assembly. Lineage: Eukaryota; Viridiplantae; Streptophyta; Charophyceae; Charales; Characeae.